AUGUUUUGCUCGUUGACAAAUAUAACUGCACCACAGACAGUCCUCAUCGGAAGGCUUACUGGAAAGCCUGCACUUGUAAGGGCAUUUCUAUCUAGGAAACACAUAUCUACCUCAUUGAAUAAUUGGGCUAAUGUAAAGAAACAUGUAACAGCAAGAGAGCCGUCGCCCUUUAUAUCUAACACCACUCUAAUACGACCUCCAAAGUCAUCCAACCAAUCACAACUGAAGAACCGUUCGACUCUCAUAUUUAACGCCAAAUCUCCAGUAUUUUCUUGGAAAAUGUUUUCAAAGGUUUGCUGGUUCCUUAUUGGAACUGCAGCAUUUGUUUCAGUCUUACCAUACGCCAUGGAUACUUCAUUUACGAAAAGAUUAAUUGAUGAUAUAUUACGAAAAGUUCUUCAGCAAUCUAUCAAGGAUAAUGAUUUAAUUAACAUAAGUUUUAAGAAAGGAUCUAUAUCUGAAUGGAGGAGCUACUGUAUCCAAUAUAAUGACCUUCAUGUAGAGACCAACCAUAGUAAUGAUUUUAUGAAAUUUGAAUUUUUGAUUCAUCAAGUUGAAAUAUCAUUAUCUUUGAAGAAAUGGAUGCUUGGUAAAGGUAUUAUAAAUGAUAUAUCCCUAUUUGGCUUAAAUGGUGAUGUAAUGCUUCUUAAUGAGAACACCGGAUUUUCAAUAGACGAUAUUUAUGAACUCCGGAACGUCAAGAUUAAUGAUUCUACACUAAAGAUAAUUGAUCUAAAGACAGGGAAGACAAAUAAAUUGGCAAUAUUCAAUUUGGAAAUGCCAAAACUAAAUACAAGUACCAUGUUAAUUGAUCUCUUGAAUGCUAACGUAGCCACAGGUUCCAUUAAUAAUUCAUUAUUCUCUUUGCACAAGAGACAGCAUAAGUCAGCCAACCUUAAUGAUUUAAGGAAUGAUCUAUCCACGUCUUUCCAAAGAAUAACGAGGUUGAGAUUAAAUUCAAUCGACGUUAAUGAGCUUGGGUUGACUAAGAAUAGAGCAUUUAAUUGGAUUCAGGAUGGUAGCGUUGAAAUUUUUUUAGAUAUAAUGCUGCCCCCUGAAGAUCCUCAUUCCCACAAUAACGAACUUCACAGAAGUCAAAUGAGUAAUGAUAACAAGUAUAUUGUUUUUGAUUUGAAGUUCAAAUUCAAAGACUUAAAAGGCCGUCUCCCGACUACACCACCUCAAUUAUCUACUAACGAGAAUAUACUUUCUCUAGAUGAAUUGAAGCCUGUAAUUUCAUUUGUAAAUAUUCAAAGACUACUUUUUAACACUAUCAAGGAUCAAAAGGAAAAUAAUCUUUUGGAAGUUUCUACCUCUCCGAUGUGGAGUUCGCCUAAUGUCUCUGUGAGAAAGAAGAAAUCUGUUACACCUUCAUUGCGUGGGAAUAAAACCCCGUUAAUUAGUACAUCUUCAGAUGAAAAGCAACAGCAUCAUCAAAAUACCAACAAUAUACAAACAUUCAAUAUCCCACAUAACCUUUCUAACGAAAUCAUUGUAAGCUGCAAAAUUGUCAAGAACUUACAAGAUUUUGAAGAGAAAAUAUCAUUCAAGGAUACUGGAAUCUAUGACCAAUUGAGCAUGGAGUUAUAUGUAGAUUUAGUCAAGAUGGUAGAAGAAUGGGAAUAUAGUCAUAAGAAUGAAUGGAUGAAACAAUGGGGUACUAAUUUUGCAUCACAACUGAUAUUGUUUGGAUUCGGUGCUAUUGUCUAA
This is a messenger RNA of Naumovozyma castellii, 1710 nucleotides long. It is a transcript of the gene MDM32, whose product is annotated as Mdm32p. The record is from RefSeq and is a predicted model, not a curated record. NCBI's taxonomy places the organism in Eukaryota, Fungi, Ascomycota, Saccharomycetes, Saccharomycetales, Saccharomycetaceae. The coding region runs from base 1 to 1710 and encodes 569 amino acids. The transcript has a single exon.